Cryptotermes secundus is the source of this 952-nucleotide messenger RNA. It is a transcript of the gene EMC6, whose product is annotated as ER membrane protein complex subunit 6. NCBI's taxonomy places the organism in Eukaryota, Metazoa, Arthropoda, Insecta, Blattodea, Kalotermitidae. Gene Ontology annotation, cellular component: endoplasmic reticulum; membrane; EMC complex. The coding region runs from base 213 to 560 and encodes 115 amino acids. Gene Ontology annotation, biological process: protein folding in endoplasmic reticulum; autophagosome assembly. The transcript has 5 exons. The record is from RefSeq and is a predicted model, not a curated record.
UGACGGCCAUGACGACCAAAUAUUGAUUUGUGUACUCCGGUUUGGUGGUUGCAAACGUUUGGAAAGACAUGAGUUAGAAGGUUGGGUGAUGAUCAGUUGAUGUAUUUUCUACCAUACGUCAGUGUAUUUUGCUGCACUGGGUUACGAAGAUUCUGUUUCAGCAUAGAACUUCAAUAAAGAUCAGUGUAGUCGUCUACCUUUAUAGGUGAAAUAUGGCGAUUGGGAGAGUUAAAACGAAAGUUGAAAAAUCUGGAGAGAUUGUUGCAUACAGUGAACUGGCAGUAAGGAACAAUGCGAGUGUUGUAGAGUAUUGCAGAACAUCAAUGGCUGCUCUGUCUGGAGGAACAGCUGGAUUGCUUGGACUCACCGGCUUUUACGGCUUUGGCUUCUAUGUAUUUGCUGUGGUGGGACUUUGGGUGUUAAUAUUACUAAAAGCAGGAUCAAACUGGAGGAAAUACUUCAUCAGCAGGCGGACUCUCCUUACAAAUGGGUUCUUUGGAAGUCUUUUUACAUAUGUGCUGUUCUGGACAUUUUUAUAUGGAAUGGUACAUGUGUACUGAGGCAUAUUAUUAUUGAUUUCACAUCUGUUUCUUGUGUUUUUCCCAUUUCCACAUAUUCAAGAACUUCAAGAUGAGAAACAGAUAACUUCUGAUAAAGUAUUCAUUGUUUUUUCGUGCUGUACAUUCAUAUUUGCUUAAAGUAUUUAGGUACAAGGGACCAUUUGAAUUAGGUGCAUUCAGGUUGUCAUAUUAUUGUGUUUUAAAAUAGCAGGAAUAUGGUGUGAUCUGUUGUCUUCAAAAUAUAAUAUUUUUAGUUUCAUGAAAUGUCUAGAAAUAGUGACCAGUAGGGCAGCAUAAUUGUACAGAUCAAAUUGUAGAACACUGGACUGGAAAGCAAGAACUUCAGAUGAAUAAAUUUUGGGAUCUGUAGUCCCAGGAGACUUAACCUUAAA